AUGCCCGUACACAAGCGGCCUGGUCACCAUGGCUCCAACUAUAUGAAGGCAGUUGUUUGGGAAGGCAAGCCUUUCAAGAUGGUGACAAAGGAGGUCCCCAAGCCUAGAAUUCUGGACGAGCGAGACGCCAUCGUCCGGAUCACCACGGCCGCCAUCUGCGGCAGUGAUCUCCACAUGUACCAUGGAAUACUCGGCAGCGAGGAAACCCCAUGGACGGUAGGUCACGAAGGUAUGGGAAUCGUUGUGGAGACUGGAUCUGCGGUCGCGAGCAUUCAAAAAGGAGAUCGCGUUGUCAUAAGUGGAGGGCAAGCCCUCGGACAUUUGCAGCUCGAACCAACCAUUGGGGGAGGCGCUGCCAUGUUCGGCGCCGGAAAAGAUUGGGGAGAUCUCGGUGGAACUCAAGCCGAAUGUGUCCGUGUUCCCAUAGCAGACGAAACUCUCAUGGAGGUCGGCAACCCUCAGAUUCCUGACAAGGAAUUCCUCUUCCUUUCCGACAUCUUCGCCACCGGAUGGGAAGCUCUCAACUUCUCAGGCUUCCAGCCAGGUGACGACGUAGCCAUCUUCGGCGCAGGACCCGUCGGCCUCCUCUGCGCAUACAGCGCCAAGCUCCGCGGCGCGAGCAAGGUCUACAGCAUCGACCAUGUGCCGGCGCGCCUCGCAAAGGCAAAGUCCAUCGGCGCCGUGCCGAUCAACUUCACCAAGGGGGGCCUGCCAUCGGAGCAGAUCCUCCGGCUCGCGCCCGACGGAGUGACGCGCGUGUGCGACUGCGUCGGGUACGAGUGCGUGGACGAGAAGCUGAAGCCGGAUCAAGGCUUUGUGCUUAGUGAGGCUGUCAAGAUGGCCUCUGACCAUGGCGGAAUUGGUGUGGCUGGCGUCUAUCUUGCUCAGCCCAACAGUGAGGGUGCGCCGCGAGGGGGCAUCAUUUCACCAGACAUCACAUUUCCUAUAUCGCUUUUCUGGUCGAAAGGACUGUCCAUGAAGGGCGGGAUUGCGGAUAUCCUCAAAACUGCGCCAGUACUAUUUGAGUUGGUGAAGAGCGGAGUUGCACGUCCGGGCUUCAUCGUAAGCAAGGAGUACUUCGGUCUUGACCAGGCGCCUGAGGCGUACCGGAGAUUCGACCAGCACUUGGAGACGAAGGUGUUGUUCAAAUUCCCUUGGUAUGACGAGGAGAGCGAGGAUAGAAGAAGUGCGGACGAGGAGGAUAGUUCGCUCGGCCGAGAACACGACACCGGUGAAGAACUCGCUCCUCAAGGAGCCGACAGGCCAUCUAGGGAGGAUCGAUUCUCGCUUGGCGUGACCUCGGAUUUGAAGACCAUGGGUUCCAAACUUCAUUUCGCCGCCACUAUGUUGGCAUUGAGCCUUGAGGUCUUGCCAGCGUCCGCUGCUUUCAACCUGAUACGGACAUAUAGUGGCUCGAAUUUCCUCGGCCAAUUUGACUUCAGGGAUACAGCCUAUUUCCAUAGUAUAGGAAUUCCGUCAGGAGACCCUACCAACGGCUUCGUUGACUACCAGUCAGCCUCAGCCGCCUCGUCAAAGGGUCUCACAAAAGUGCAGUCCAAUGGGCAAGUCUAUCUCGGCGUAGACUAUACGUCCACCUUGUCAACCUCGGCCCAAGGCCGUGCUUCUAUCCGCUUGGAGUCCAAGGACACAUAUGGCCCUGGCACCCUCUUGGUGGCUGACAUUGCGCACAUGCCAGCCAACGCAUGCGGCGUCUGGCCUUCUUUCUGGUCCUACAACUUCGGAGAGAACCCCAUGGGCGAGAUCGACAUCAUCGAGGGAGGUGCCGCUGCUGGCCUGCAAGAGAGGAACAUUGUGUCGUUACACACGUGCAGCGCCUGUCAGUUCACCAACAUUGGAGGCACAGACCCUAGAUCGAACUGUGCCCUGGGUGGUGACUGCAGCGACGGUGCGACGAAUUGGGAUGGUUGCGGCUCAACAGGCAACUCACAGUCAUAUGGCGACGCCUUCAACGCUGCAGGAGGCGGCGUGUACGCCUCAUACCUGCAGAACGACCGCCUCCGCAUCUGGUCGUGGCCCAAGGCCUCCGUCCCCGCGGACCUGACCAGCGGGUCGCCCAACCCAGAAGGCUGGGGCACGCCGUCGUCGGACUUCAAGACGUCUAACGGCGGGUGCAACCUUGGCGACAACUUCCAGGCCCAGACAAUCAUCAUCAACACUGACUUCUGCGGCUCCAUGAUCGACGACGACACGUGGACGUCCGAGACAUACUGCAGCAACGUCGCGAGUACCUGCAAAGCGUACGUGGCGGGCCAGCCUGCUGCGUUCUCCGAGGCGUACUGGCUGUUUAACUCCAUCAAGCUGUACCAGUCAACCGGCACCGAUAACAAGGUCAGCACUGAUGGAAACUGUGGCGGGACGACCGCGCAGACGUGUCAGGGGUCCACCUUUGGUAACUGCUGCAGCCAGUAUGGCUACUGCGGAAGCACGAGCGUGUACUGCGGUACUGGGUGUCAGUCGAGCUUCGGUACAUGCACUUGA
This is a messenger RNA of Diaporthe amygdali, 2499 nucleotides long. RefSeq names its product glycoside hydrolase family 16 protein. NCBI's taxonomy places the organism in Eukaryota, Fungi, Ascomycota, Sordariomycetes, Diaporthales, Diaporthaceae. The transcript is spliced from 6 exons. The coding region runs from base 1 to 2499 and encodes 832 amino acids. Gene Ontology annotation, biological process: carbohydrate metabolic process. Gene Ontology annotation, molecular function: chitin binding; hydrolase activity, hydrolyzing O-glycosyl compounds; zinc ion binding. The record is from RefSeq and is a predicted model, not a curated record.